AUGGGCCGCAAAAAGACGAAGAAGAGAGACGCUCACGCUUCUGCUGCGGCGAUAUGCGACACUACUCCUGCUACUCAUGAUACCGUUACUUUAGAUGAAGCACGAAAGCUGCAGACCCAAGAGCUCGAGGUCCUUCGGUCCAUUUAUGACAGCGAUCUGAUCAUGCAGAGCGCGACGCCUUUGUAUCCGUAUAUUUUCACUAUUCGAUUGCGAUGUGAGGCCACGUCGGGAUCAGCGACAACGUCAGAAGUGCUGCUACAUUUUGACUAUACGCGAUUGUAUCCUAUCAAAGAACCGCCUGUUGUCACGGUGGAAGCGAAGCACGGACUCUCGGACAGUGAGACGCAGAAUUUGACGGACCAAAUGGAGAAAUAUGCACUGGAAAAAAUCGGUGACCCGGUCGUGUACGACCUCGUGGUGUUUGCCACGGACUUUAUCAUGGAUCGUCUGUCCGACCAAUCGUCGUUCUUUGACCAGAUGGUCACUCGACAGCAGGAUCGAGAUGCGCAAAAGAAAUUAACAGACGACGCACUGCUGCAACAACAAGAAGAACACAUUCGAGCAAAAAAUGAGGCCAUAUUAGCGCUUUUGGAUGCCGAGCGGAAGAAGCGAGAGACCUUGGAAAAGAAGACGCGGCGAGGGCGAAGGAGACACCAAUUUGAGGAUUGGGAUGAACAUGCGAGUGGCAGCGAUGGUGCUAAAAGUCGAGACGACGUGGCAAGUCCAUCGUACGUAUACGAUCAGCAAUCGGAGACGAGUUCCAAGUGGAAUUCUAGUGUGUCGGACUCCGAUGCAUCGGACUCGGACGCGAUUGCGGCAUCGGAACGAUACCAUUCCAGAUAUCUAGGUGAUUUUAAAGAGCUGGGGUUGCUGGGACGUGGAGGAGGUGGCGAAGUGGUGAAGGUCCGCAACCGGCUGGACCGACAGCUGUACGCGGUGAAGAAGGUUAAAGUGGACCCAAACGACAAGACGAUGAAGAAGAAGAUUUUGCGUGAAGUGAAGACGAUUUCGCGAAUGCAACACCGACAUAUUGUGCGUUAUUUCCAGGCAUGGAUAGAAGGUGAGCAUGGAAUGUCUUCUGACGAUGAAGGAAAUUCUAGUCCAGAGGAUAGCGACUUCAGUGGCGGAGAAGACUCGUUGAGCAGCCUUGUCGUUGGUGAAAGAGGUAGUCCGGGUGGCGCAGCGAGUUUCUCGUCGGAUGCCGACGACAGGCUGGAGCUAAUGACGUCGACAGAUGAAGACGAAGACGACUGGCUAGGCGCCAUGGGCAGCAGUACAGGGCUACGGGCGACUUCAAUGUCUUGUCACGAUUCCCGGAUCUUUCGUAGUAAGAGUCGCUUGUUUCAGCCUUCUUCACAGCAUUCGGCGGUCGAGGGCUACCCUGAUGGUGAUUCUGAGUGGGAAGCGCUGGAAGAAGCUCCAGAAAUCGAGAUUGACCUUAUGAGAGAUAAAGAUGGUGGAAUUGAUCGAGAGACACUGCUUUAUAAUAAUCCUGAAUUCGUGAAAAAGAGGAAGUUUGAGAAGCUGUUUAUACAGAUGGAGUUCUGCGAGGGAAAUGCUCUACGGGAGGUGAUUGACAAAGGAGUCUUAUGGAAGGAUCCUGACAGAAUUUGGACGAUGUUUCGACAAAUCUUGGAAGCACUUGUGUACAUUCACAGUCAGGGAAUUAUUCACCGCGAUAUUAAGCCGCCGAAUGUCUUUCUGGACUCGGAGGGGACUAUAAAGCUAGGGGAUUUUGGUCUUGCCGUUCGGCCUCCCAAGGUAGUAGAAGACGACGGCAGCAACAGCGGCUCUUCAUCGUCCGGGGAAACUGCUACUGGCGCAAUGUUAUCGCAGUCCGCUGGAUCAUCUGUUGCCGAGCUGUAUGGACGUCUCAAGCGAGAGACAUUGGAAGACACAAGAGUCGAUGGCCCACCGAGUGUUCAGCAGUAUAGCAGCCUGAUGACGACCAUGUCGGCGGACGUGAUUGACGGCAGUAUCACCGCUGGUGUCGGUACUGCGUUCUAUCGGGCGCCUGAGCAAGAGAGAGAAGGACAGCGCUAUAAUCAGAAAGCAGAUCUAUUCUCGCUCGGCAUUAUGUUCUUCGAAAUGUGGUCACCGCCGUUUACGACCCUGAUGGAGCGAGCACAGGCACUUGUUGGACUAAGAGAAAGGCACGAGUUACCAGAAGUAUUUUGUGCGUCUGAUGACGUAAGAAAGAUAAUCCUAUGGCUUUGCGAACAUGAUCCAUCGAGGCGGCCGGAUGCAAAGGAGCUCAUGGUGAGUCCAUUAUUGCCUGCAAAGAUUGAGAUUGAGGGAUCCUACCUGCGAGAGGCAUUGAAAACGCUCGCGAAUCCACAGGGCAAAUGCUUUCGCCAGCUGAUUGAAGCUCUGGUGUCACAGGCACCUCUCAAUCACGUCGACUAUACCUAUGAUCACAUGGAGUCGGUCAAAAUGCGCAGCUACGAGGUAUAUUUACGCACAAAAACAUACGUCAGGAGCCUGCUACAGAAAGUUUUCCAGUGCCAUGGGGCCGUCGAAAUAUCGACGCCAUUGCUCAUGCCACGAUCAUCAGAGCAGAGUUUUAGUAACAUCACGCCGAAUACCGCACCUAACGCACCACUGAUGCUAGAUGGUAACGGUGUGUCCGUAUCACUACCGUUUGAUUUGACUGAGAGACUCGCCCGCUUUGUGGCACGGCACAAUGUUUCGCGUCUGAAAUGCUUUCAGUUUGACCGAGUUUAUCGAAAAAGCAUAGGCGGCAGUCACCCACGUGAGUUCACCGAGUCUGAUUUCGAUGUUAUUUGGGAUGAUGGAGGUGCUUUUGGCUUCUUGGAGCUGGAGGGAUUAGAAGUUGUAUCGAGCGUGAUCAAGGCACUUCCCAGCUGUCUCGGCUCUUACUACUUGCGCUUUAAUGACGCCCGUAUCACGCGCGGUGUUCUUGAGCUUUGUCGUGUUCCUAACACCGCCCGUCGCGAGGUGCUGCGGCUACUUUCCCACGAGGUUUCUUUUUCCGUGCAUGCUGGUCCGUCUUCCACUCAAGCUCCGAGUUUGAAGCCUGGCCGUUGGAAAUUCGUUACAAAGCGAAUGGCGCACUACGGGGCACCAGCAAGCUCUAUUGACGCACUCAAACCAUUCUUCCUGUUACCGGAAGACUGUCUAGCGUCGCUCACUAUUAUUGGGUUAGAGGCGCAGAAGCUGUUUGCUGAGAAUCGAGCAUUGACGAGAGGUGACUCAGCGAUGGCAGCAGAUAGUGACGCUGGUUCUGCAUCUUCCGUAGAUCGAAGGCGGAUUCAAAAGCGUGACUCCCAGCUACGACGAGCUAUACACGACGUGAGUGAAGGCAUUGCGUCCCUCCGCUUGUUAUUGCAAGGUAUGCAAUACCUUCAGCAUUCGAGUCCAGCAUGCGUGCGAUUAGAUCUGGGGUUGAGCCCACGUCCCGAACGCUAUACGUCAGGAUUCAUAUUUCAGGCAGUUUUGCUUGAGGAAGCCGCACAUGGUGGUGGCCAUGCUAGUCAUAUGACCGCCUCGUACUUUGUUGCCACCACGGACAAUCAGACAAUCAUUGCUGAGGGUGGACGCUAUGACGCCCUAGUAUCGCGCUUCAAGCUCACAACGGCUUACGCAAAUGCUUCGCAAGUUGCUGCAAUGGGCGUCCGUUUCGCUAUCGACAAGAUUGUGUCACUGCUAGCUGAGUCCAUGGGGCCUGCUGUGCUGGAAUCGAAAUCGUCAACCUUCGACUUCAUACCGGGUAGCCGCAAAGUUUUGAUUUGUUCGGCAGGGAAGGCAUCCGACACGAUGUUGUUUCGUAUGCAGGUCGCGAUGCUGCUGUGGGGAUACGGCAUUGGUGCAGAGUACCUUCACCCCGAGCUGUUGCAUCUCGAAGACCUGGAAGACUACUGCGCUCAACACAAUGUGCACUGGAUGGUAAUUGUGCAAAAACACAUGAUGAGAGAGAAGCAGCAGGUGAAGAUCCGCACGGUGAAAAGCCAUUCUGAGGCAGACGUAGUGACAGAUAUGGCUUCGUUACCGGAGCUCAUGACUGAGCUCCAAGCAAACUUUGGCAAAGGCUCAUAUGGUGACACUGCAGCUGGUGGCCGUGGAAACAGCUAUUUUGGAGAAACUUUUUGCAGCAGCCCUAGCGGCGGCGGCGGAACCUACGCACGGACGAGCAGCGUCUUACAGCCCAUCUUCGAUGUAAAGUUGGUUGACGCGAAGUAUCAAUCGAGGGACAGAAACUACCGAAAUUACCAGCUCGACACGCAGAAGGUUACGCGUCGUGUAUCGAAAUGGAUCUCGGCUAGCUUCUCAGCUCGUGGUGACAAAGCCAUGAAAGUGCUGUCGAUAGACUUGCCGUUUUCACUGGUACGAGAGAUGUCGUCAGCAUUGAUGGAAGUGGGACGUAGUGGUAUUGACGCAAUGUGCGCUAAGCAUCCACGAUACCGAAAGCAGCUCAAAUUUACAAUGGAAGAGGUGCUAGCUCUGACACCUGAGUCCAAGGACUCGCGUCGUGAACGAUAUGUGCUUCUGCACAGUAUUGUGGAUGACCGGUACGACAUGAUGUCCCUUGGUUUGACGUUGAGAUCUGAUUGUAAGGACAGGCUGUCGAGUGAUUGA
Messenger RNA from Peronospora matthiolae, 4596 nucleotides. The record is from the annotation of a GenBank genome assembly. Lineage: Eukaryota; Oomycota; Peronosporomycetes; Peronosporales; Peronosporaceae.